CGCAAGAAUAGCACGCGAGCGCGGUCUUGAGUCGUGUUGAAUCGAGCAAGGAUCUCAGUGAACCUAUGUCUACGCGCAGUGCCUUUCGAUAUUAUAGUCGGUGACCACCAUGAGUGCGGUCUAUGAGGAGCGAAAACCGAAUCCGGUCACAAAGGCCAACUUCCUCUCCAAGUGGUUUUUUAUCUGGACGCGCGAGAUCGUGGUGAAGGGUCUGCGCCGCAGCCUCGAUCCCGCCGACCUCUACGCCCCGGAGCCGAGUCUCGAGAGCACCCAUGUCUCCGGCUACCUGUUGGGUUUCUGGGAGCAGGAGUUGAAGCGCAAGAAGCCCCAUGUCCUGCGCAUGAUAUUCAAAGCCUACGGAUGGAGCUUUGUGCCCAUGAGCAUCGUCUACUCGAUCCUGGCCAUCGCUGUGCACACAACGCAGCCCCUGAUGCUGGGCGGUCUGGUGUCCUUCUUCUCGGAAAGCACCGACAACAUCAGCAAGCACUCGGCCUAUCUGUAUGCCAUGGGCGUGGUGCUCUGCUCUUUGAUCUCGGGCCUCUUCUUCCAUCCCUUCAUGAAGUACCUGUUCCGCGUGGGUUCCCGCGUCCGCUUAGCCUGCGCUGGAUUGGUCUACCGAAAGUUCCUGCGCGUCUCUGUGGCGGCAGACAACAGCGGAGUGAGUGGCUAUGCCAUUGCCCUGAUGGCCACGGAUUUGCCCACCUUCAACGAGUCCUUCUACUGCUUCCAUGAGCUGUGGCGCGGUCCGCUGGAGGGUGUGGUGUUUGUGUACAUCAUUUACCAGCUGAUUGGCUGGCCGGCGGCCGUAGGACUGGGUACCAUUGUGGCCUUCAUCCCGCUGCAGGCGUGGGCGGCGCGUGCCAUAGCUAGGUACAAGCGUCAGUCGGCGGAUUACGGGGAUGAGCGGGUGAAGCUGAUGAACGAGAUCAUCGCGGCAAUGCAGCUGAUCAAGAUGUAUGCGUGGGAGAAGUCCUUCGCCAAGCUGAUUGGCAAGGUGCGCAAGGAGGAGAUGAAGUCCAUCAAAGGAUCGACGUACAUCUACGCGGGACUGCAGUGCACGGGCAUGAUCUCCAAGCUGUCGCUGUUCCUAUCCCUGGUCACGUACGUCUUCUCGGGGGAUUUGGUCACCUCGCAGAAGGUCUUCAUUGUGGCCAGCUACUACGAUCAUCUGAACGACUCCCUGCUCCACGCCUGGCCUUUGGCCAUCAACAUGUGGGUGGAGACGUUUGUGGUGGCUAAUCGCGUCAAGGAUUUCCUUCUCCAGCAAGAGAAUCCCGCUGAUGGUGGAGUGGAUAACUUUAAGGAUCCGGAAACGGAUCCACAGCAUGGAAACUUUCCGGGACGCACCAACAACCCUCGGGCGGAGGUCAAGAGCAUAACGGUGCAUAAGCUCACCGCCAGCUGGGAUCAGGCGCAGCAGGAGAAGCGGCAUCGCCACAUCGAGGACGUGAGCUUUCAGGCCAGCGAUCAGCAGUUCGUUGGGAUUGUGGGCACCGUGGGUGCCGGCAAGAGCACCCUGCUCCAGGCGAUUCUCGGCGAACUGGACAUCAUCAGCGGCAGUGUGGAGCUCAAUGGUGUGCUAAGCUAUGCCCCCCAGGAGCCCUGGUUGCUUCGGGGCAGUCUCCGCGAAAAUAUACUCUUCACGGAACCCUACGACGAGCAGCGCUAUCACGAGGUCCUGCGGGUGUGUCACCUGGACAAGGACUUGGAGCACUUGCCGGCGGGUGACAACACCAGAGUGGGCGAGGGCGGAGCUAGUCUCAGUGGAGGGCAGAAGGCCAGGGUCAGUCUGGCCAGAGCUGUCUACCGCAAGGCAGAUAUCUACCUACUGGAUGACCCGCUCUCUGCCGUGGACUCCAACAUCAGCAAGAUCCUGCUGGAUCGCUGCCUCAACGAGUUCCUGUGCAAAAAGAUUCGCAUCCUAGUCACGCAUCGGGUGCAGCUGCUCCGGCAUGUCGACCACCUGGUACUGCUCGAGGGCGGGCGAAUCUCCAUUCAGGGCCAGUACGAUGCUUUGAAGAAGCUCAUUCGCUUUCGGAUGUCGGUGGCCAACGAUGCCGAGGUGGCUAAGCUACGAGCUAUGCGCACGGAUAGUGUCUAUGAGGAUCCGGAGCCAAGGAAGUCUUUGUCUCAGGAGGAGCAUCUUGAUCGCGAUCAGCUGCAGCAGCAGUUCAAGGAGCAGCAGCAUCGAGGGUCUGUGAAACUCAAUACCUAUCGGGCAUACCUAAAGGUCCUGGGGCAUCCUGUAGUGGUAGUAAUGAUCCUGGUGCUGUUCGUGGUGGCGAGGGCCUCGGAGGCUACUAUGGAUAUCUUUUUGUCCAAGUGGGCCACUUGGGAGGAGACGGAGCCCAACCAGCAUGAACCCAUCCCGGAGUACCACAAGACUCGCAUGCAUAUGGUCAUCCUGUACACCCUGCUCAUCCUGAGCACCCUCAUUUUCUAUGUCCUGCGCACCUUUGGCUUCUUUGCCAUGACCUUAAGGAUAUCCUUGAGGAUUCACAAUUAUCUCUUUCGGGGCAUCAUUAGUGCCUGCAUGCAGUUCUUUAACCUGGCCACCUCCGGCCGAAUCCUUAACCGCUUCUCCAGCGAUAUCCUGGCUAUCGAUAUCAACCUGCCCGCCUCACUGAUGGAUUCUAUAGAGUUUGUGGUGAAUGGACUGGCUGUACUGGCGGUGGUCAGCACGGCCAAUACUUGGCUGCUCAUUCCUGCCAUCGUAAUAGUGGCUUUGCUAUAUGGAUGUCGGUGUUUGUACAUAGGAGCUAGCAGGAGUCUGAAGAGGAUUGAAACUAUCUCCCGCAGUCCCAUCUACUCCCACACGAAUGCCACCUUCCGGGGACUGGCCACCAUCCGUGCUCUCAAUGGGGCCAAACUUAUGGAGCAGGAUUUCCAUCAUUAUCAGAACGAGAACACCUCGGCUCUCUACCUCCAUGUGAGCAUCAAUCGUGCCUUUGCCUUCUGGACGGACCUGAUCUGUGUGCUCUACAUCCUGGCGGUGACAUUCAGCUUCCUGAUCUUCGACAAAAGUCGUGAUUAUUACAGUGGGGACGUGGGCUUGGCCAUUACCCAGUCCAUGAAGCUGGUGCUGAUGUGCCAGGCGGGCAUGCGCCAGACCGUGGAGCUGGAGAACAUGAUGACCAGUGUGGAGCGCGUCCUGGAGUACGCCAAUAUACCCUCGGAGCCGGCCUAUGAGACGGAGGAGUCGGUGAAUCUGCCAGCUCAAUGGCCUAGUAGCGGACAGCUGGACUUCCGCAAUCUAAGGCUCAAGUAUGGUGAUCAUGGACCCUAUAUCCUCAAGGGCCUGAACUUUACGAUUCGCGGCGAGGAGAAGAUCGGUAUUGUGGGUCACACGGCGGCUGGCAAGUCCUCAAUUGUGGCAGCCCUUUUCCGGCUGGCUCACAUCGAUGGCCGCAUUGCCAUCGAUGGUUUCGAGACAUCGGAAUUGGGACUGCACGAUCUGCGUCGCAGGAUCUCGAUUAUACCGCAGGAUCCUAUCUUGUUCUCAGGCUCGCUCCGCUUCAACCUCGACCCGUUCGAGGAGAAGUCGGACGCGGAGCUGUGGCAGGCCCUGGAGGCCGUCAAGCUCAAGGAGUUCGUCGCGAACCUCAAGGACGGCAUCUACUGUCGCGUCCACGACAGUGGGGCAAACUUCAGCAUGGGCCAGCGGCAGCAGGUCUGCCUGGCCAGGGCCCUGCUUCGUCAGAAUAAGAUACUCAUUAUGGACGAGGCCACGGCCAAUGUGGAUCCACAGACCGACAAUCUCAUCCAGGAGGCCAUCCACACCAAGUUCGCCCACUGCACCGUCCUGACCAUUGCCCACCGCCUGCACACGGUUAUGGAUAACGAUCGGGUGAUGGUGGUGGACAUGGGCCGUGUGGUGGAGCUGGGGCAUCCCCACGAGCUGCUCCACAACAGGCACGGCUACCUGCAUCGCUUCGUGGAGAAGACGGGCGUGGGCACUGCUCAGCAUCUGCGUUACCUGGCAGAGCAAAGCUACAGGAAGCGGGUGCUGGGCAAGAAGACGGAGGAAAGGAAAUCCUUGCUGGAGGUGGGCUACAAGGGGACGACGCUGUGAAAGACUGCGGGAAAGGGUGGGAUAUUUUUGAAUAAAACAAAAGAGAGAGCCUUGAGGGCCUUGUUUUGUUCUGUAAGGUAUGGUAAUUAUAGACUUUAUUAUAGUGAACUGAUCUUUAAAUAUAGUUUAUAUAUAUGUAUAUAUAUUUAAUAUGUACUUUAUAAUAUAUACUCGUACUUCUGCUGUCUUUGUCUUCUUGAA
This is a messenger RNA of Drosophila kikkawai, 4273 nucleotides long. Its product is annotated as probable multidrug resistance-associated protein lethal(2)03659. Gene Ontology annotation, molecular function: ATP hydrolysis activity; ABC-type transporter activity; ATP binding. Gene Ontology annotation, biological process: transmembrane transport. The record is from RefSeq and is a predicted model, not a curated record. Gene Ontology annotation, cellular component: membrane. NCBI's taxonomy places the organism in Eukaryota, Metazoa, Arthropoda, Insecta, Diptera, Drosophilidae.